Bombus pascuorum is the source of this 1585-nucleotide messenger RNA. RefSeq names its product ubiquitin-like-conjugating enzyme ATG3 (gene Atg3). Gene Ontology annotation, biological process: nucleophagy; autophagy of mitochondrion; autophagosome assembly. The record is from RefSeq and is a predicted model, not a curated record. Gene Ontology annotation, cellular component: cytoplasmic ubiquitin ligase complex; cytosol. The transcript is spliced from 6 exons. Gene Ontology annotation, molecular function: Atg8-family ligase activity. Lineage: Eukaryota; Metazoa; Arthropoda; Insecta; Hymenoptera; Apidae. The coding region runs from base 172 to 1146 and encodes 324 amino acids.
AAGAUAGUAAGUAGGGGAACUUAAUGGAAAGUGGAGAUUUUUGAUACCGUAUAUAUGACUCUUAUGUUUGCCCUAAUCGAUAAUACGUUGGAAACUGUUGAUAUCAUACGAAUGUUUGCUUUAAAUAAUUAUUCUUUUUGAAAUCUGAAUUUCUUGUUCCACGAAAUAGCGAUGCAGAGCGUUAUUAAUUCUGUAAAAGGUACUGCGCUUGGUGUUGCCGAAUACUUAACCCCUGUGUUAAAGGAAAGUAAAUUUCGAGAAACUGGAGUAUUAACACCGGAGGAGUUUGUGGCAGCAGGUGACCAUUUGGUACAUCAUUGUCCAACAUGGCAGUGGGCUACUGGUGAUGAAGAUAGAGUAAAAUCUUAUCUUCCCAAAACCAAACAAUUUUUAUUGACACGUAAUGUUCCUUGUACUCGGAGAUGUAAACAGAUUGAAUACAGCAAAGAACAAGAGUGUAUUAUAGAAGAAGACGAUCCAGAAGGUGGUUGGGUUGACACACAUCAUUAUGAUUCAAGCCUUGGUGGAAUUGAAGAAAGAGUAACCGAAAUGACAUUAGAUGAAACACAACUUUCCCAGUCAAUUGGUACAGAGGAAAAUAAUGGAGAUAAUAAUGAGGAUGAUGAUGAUGAUGAUGAUGAUGAUGGAGAUGCUGCAGAUAUGGAGGCUUUUGAAGUCAGCGGAAUGUUAGAUGAACAGGAUAAGUAUGCAGCAAAAAUUACAAAGAAACCAGCUAAUGAGAAAUGGGAAUUAUUUUCUGAAGGAGAAAUUAUUCAUACACGUACAUAUGACUUAUAUAUUACAUAUGAUAAAUAUUAUCAAACUCCUCGAUUAUGGCUUUCAGGAUAUGAUGAGAAUCGUAAGCCUUUAACAGUAGAAGAAAUGUAUGAGGACGUUAGUCAAGAUCAUGCUAAAAAAACCGUUACAAUGGAGGCACAUCCUCAUAUCCCUGGACCGCUAAUGGCUUCAGUUCAUCCUUGCAGACAUGCUGAAGUAAUGAAGAAGAUUAUUGAAACUGUAAUGGAAGGUGGUCGUGAACUUGGAGUACAUAUGUAUCUUAUAAUAUUUCUCAAAUUUGUGCAAUCUGUAAUUCCUACAAUCGAAUAUGAUUAUACACAAAAUUUUAUGUUGAACGCCUCUGGUUAAUAGCUUUAAAAAUUUUCAUUUUACCUUAAGAAUAAACGUGAUUUUAGUUUAUAAGCGUAAUAUAUAACAGAAUUAAAAGCAUUGUGAAUCAUAUAAUAAAUACAUAUAAUAAAUUUAAUUUCAAUUCAGAAAACAAUAAGCUUGUAUGUGCACAAGACAUUUCAAUAUAAAAUCAAAUUUUGAUGAUCUUAUGUGUCACUUGCCAAAACUUGUACCGUUUUGUUUUGUUAUUUUAUCAUUGUUAAAAAAAAGCAAAAUAAUUAGUAUUUUCUAAAAGUUAAACUAUUUUUAAUUAUUCAUGUAUAAAAAUUUUUUAUUUAAAAAAUAAUAUAUGUAUGAACAUAUAUAAAGUUAUAUAUCAAUAGUAAAAAGUAGAAUAUAUAUAUAUAUAUAUAUAUAUGAAAGAACUGAAUUCAUAAAUAAAUUCGUUUUUCAUUAA